GGCGACUUGAGGAAGAGAAGAAGCGGUCGUGACAUUGUUAAGAUCUUUAGAGACGGUGUAGUGAUUAUUUUUGUGAGCUACGAACUGAUAUUUUUCUGCUCCGUUCUUAGCUGCAAUUUCCCAUUUUCCAGCAGGUAGAUUAAAAUCUCGGAACUUUCGUUGUGGAUUGGAUAAAUCUGUGUGAUUUUGGAGAUGGCGGCUGCUUUGUCGAGCAGAUUUCUGAAGGGAAUCGCCAGCCUCCAGGCUGUUCGUUCCAGCAGAUUGGUAUCUGCAUCAGUCUACCAAAAUGGGAUGAUGAGAUACUCCUCUACAGUUCCCAGUGAUUCAGACACGCAUGAUGAUUUCAAGCCUACCCAAAAAGUGCCUUCUGGUUCGACGGACUCACUCAAGGAUAUCGUUGAGAAUGAUGUGAAGGAUAAUCCUGUUAUGAUCUACAUGAAAGGAGUCCCUGAAUCUCCUCAGUGUGGGUUUAGCUCACUAGCCGUAAGAGUUUUGCAACAAUAUAAUGUUCCCAUCAGUGCUAGAAACAUUCUAGAAGACCAAGAGUUGAAAAACGCUGUGAAAUCCUUCAGCCAUUGGCCUACGUUUCCACAGAUCUUCAUCAAGGGCGAGUUCAUUGGCGGCUCAGACAUCAUUCUCAACAUGCACAAGGAAGGUGAAUUGGAGGAGAAGCUUAAAGACGUCUCUGGAAACCAAAAGUCUCAAUAAACAACGAGAGAUUAAACGAGGCUGUGCUGACUGCUGAAUGAAGUUAUUUUGUUUUUUGUUCUCUUUUUAUAAGAAUGUCUUUUGAUGUACGGCAAUAAUGUCUCAAGAAACUCAAAAUCUUUGGAUUUGGUAUUGAACGAAACUUGGUAUAUUUAGAAGAAUGCAUAAGUGGCCUUUAUUUUUA
This is a messenger RNA of Eutrema salsugineum, 892 nucleotides long. RefSeq names its product monothiol glutaredoxin-S15, mitochondrial. The transcript is spliced from 7 exons. Bases 193 to 708 code for a protein of 171 amino acids. Lineage: Eukaryota; Viridiplantae; Streptophyta; Magnoliopsida; Brassicales; Brassicaceae. The record is from RefSeq and is a predicted model, not a curated record.